This is a messenger RNA of Clavispora lusitaniae ATCC 42720, 870 nucleotides long. RefSeq names its product S-adenosylmethionine-dependent methyltransferase. Gene Ontology annotation, biological process: protein methylation. Gene Ontology annotation, molecular function: protein methyltransferase activity. The record is from RefSeq and is a predicted model, not a curated record. Gene Ontology annotation, cellular component: mitochondrion. NCBI's taxonomy places the organism in Eukaryota, Fungi, Ascomycota, Pichiomycetes, Serinales, Metschnikowiaceae.
AUGCCUCGAAUAUCCAGCAAGCUUGUUCGACAGGCUCGCGCUAUAUCGCCUCGCCUUGCGCCUCUCUUACGAGCCACGGGAUCAUUGGAGCGUGCCCAUAGUGAACUUAAGUGGAUCGAAAACGAACUUCCACGCCACAAGUGGACGAACGCUGUGAACAGAAGAGCAUGCCUUGAGCCGCUUCAAUACAUCUUGGGAAGUCAGCCGUUUGGUCUGUUGGAUAUUCUCUGUGGCCGAGGAGUUUUGAUUCCACGCUGGGAAACUGAGGAAUGGGCCACAGCUGUAGCUUCUAUCAUCAAGGAAUUCGAGUCUCCGAGAAUAUUAGAUGCUUGCACAGGCACAGGUUGCAUUCCGCUUCUUCUCAAGCACGAACUACCGCACGCGAAGGUCCAAGCAUUCGACUUUUCAGAAGAUGCACUUCGUUUGGCAGGUCUUAACAAAGAGAAAUUUGAUAUCGAUGUGUCUUUUCAUUAUGGCGAUGUAUUUGACUCAAAUAUGAAGUUUGACCAUCCCUUUGAUCUCGUCACCGCUAAUCCACCCUACAUUCCAAUAAACGACUACGAGCGGCCUAUGCUUCUAAGUGGUCCAGAAAAAUCUGUGCGACUAUACGAACCUCGACUGGCUUUGGUAGGCCACCUCGAGUUUUAUCAUGCCUUAGUUGACAAUAUAGUACGCGCGCUGCAGUGUAGCGGAAUCAUUUUUGAGUUAGGCUAUGAAGAACAAGCUCAAGCAACCGCUGAAAAGUUAGGUACGGCCUGGUUGUGUGGGCGAUAUAACGACUCUGCUGGGCGCUUGCGAUGCGUGGUGGGAUGGAAGAAAGGCACACCUAUGCAGACUCUAGCGAACCUUGUAAACGGAGGAACCCUCUAA